Messenger RNA from Trypanosoma rangeli, 1608 nucleotides. RefSeq names its product cyclin dependent kinase-binding protein. Bases 1 to 1608 code for a protein of 535 amino acids. Gene Ontology annotation, biological process: regulation of cell cycle. Lineage: Eukaryota; Euglenozoa; Kinetoplastea; Trypanosomatida; Trypanosomatidae. The record is from RefSeq and is a predicted model, not a curated record. The transcript has a single exon.
AUGGCCCGUGCGACAGAGGCGCUCUUGAGCUUGUGUCGAAAGCCUCGUCACGCCGUGGAGGCGCGCCUGGGCAGCGGCAGCGCCGAAAACGUCAAUGAAGCGGGCAGACCUGGCGACGUUCCCUUGCCUUUGACCGUGUCUCGACACUUCUCAGUGUUGGGGUCGCCAAACACGGCGUUGUCAAAGUCCAGCUGCGCGGGUAACAACACAUCAUCGGUAUCAUCUGUCGUCGCCCCACAACCGCCACCUAAUGCCGCCGCGACAUUGCUUAUGGAACAUGCUGCCUUUCUUAUAUCCAUUGGUGAAAUGGCAAGGCACGUGUCAAUGCAGCGCAAGUCCACGCUCCGUGACGAGGAUUAUCAUGGCACACGCCAAGGUGGUGACAUGGAAUGGUCCUUGCAGCAGGGAGAGGCCCCACUUUCUGUGAAUACGCUGGUACGGGAGGAGGGGCAGCGGGUGCGGCUGCGCUUCGUGCCAAAGACCACAUCGAGGCAGCAGAGUCACCAAUUAAAAGGAAACACGCACACAAAUACUGCCGAGAAUGGUGCGGAAAGUAUAACAAGGGGUAGUAAGAACGACAGAAAGAUCGUCAGCGGAGACUGUUGGACUGCGGCCGUUAAAUACAAGCAACCUGUCAGCCUAUGCACGGUGCUUUCUUGUUUUGCUCCACCUAAGAAGUCAUACUGGCAGCAUGAUCGCCUUGUGGAGCCUUACCCGGGUGAAUACUACGGUGUAGAUGGUCAGCGUCACCGUGGCAAUAAAAGUGACGACAACAGCGCUACGGUGAGAAGGGACGAUGGAGGCACCGGCAGCGACGUCGGGGAUGAUGGAAGCUGCGGCCUUGAUAUGAGUGACACAGGGGAUAGUCGUUCCGACUUUGAGUCUUGCGAUGGAUCCGAGUGCCUGCCGCAACGACGGGGUUACAUCGAAAAGGCAAUGCGGUCAUAUGGUAAGCUGCUCACCCAGGUCCGCGGCAAGAAUGACCCUGUCUUUUACAACGCUUUUUUCCUGGACACGGGCAACAUCAGCUGCGGUGAGCGCCGUAAAAAAAUGAUCGCACUGCAAUCCUACCGAGCCUCAGUGAUCUCGUUUGUGGGCGGGAAGGUGCAGAAAAAGGACAAAAACAAUGACUUCUACGUGCAGCAUCCAGAGCUGGAAAUACGUGGGAUUCAGCUCACACAUUUGCACGAAGCACGCAACGAUCUGAUUUGGUUUGUCCUUGAGAAAUCGUCUCCUGUAGAGUUAGUCACCGCCGCCCACGCCAAUUGGUAUUUUGAGAGGCUUGUCAUGCGGGGGAUGGUAGGCAAGCGUAACCGUGGACGUGCGCUUGCUGCAUGUCUGCUACUUGCCUUGAAGUUCCUGGAAACGGGUGACAUCCACAAGAAGAUUCAGUACCUCAAAACACUCGUCCGGUCGGACGAGGCAUUUACCGGACUGACGUGGGGGCAGGUGCAGGAGUGGGAGUUUCGCGCGUACGUCGGGCUGGAGUUUACGCUGAUGCCGGAAAAAGGCAACAACGUAGUCGAAGCCCACAUGGAGCGACUCCUCAGCAUAUACAAUCUCACGUCGCAGGAGUACUACAGCAAGAACUUUAAAUUAUCAUCAUGA